AUGGAUAGUGAGCAAAAUGCAACAUUAAUAACCCUAGGUGGUCACAUUGAGUUGCGUAAAUACAGAUUUCUUUAUUUCUUUAUCUUGCUGGUUAUUUAUGUUUUAAUACUCUGCAGUAAUUCAACUAUCAUUUGCCUAAUUUGGAUUCACAAAAACUUACAUGAACCUAUGUACAUAUUUAUAGCAGCUUUGUUAGGAAACUCCAUUCUUUACAGCACAAGUCUGUACCCAAAACUUUUGGUUGACUUUUUAUCAGAGGAACAGAUCACCACUUAUUCAUUCUGUUUGCUUCAGUGUUUCUCUUAUUACUUUUUAAAUGGAUCUGAAUUCCUGCUGUUGACAGCCAUGGCUUAUGACAGGUAUGUGUCCAUUAAUAAACCUCUGCAGUAUGCAGCAAUCAUGGGGAAAAAAACAAUGGCCCUUUUUUUGAGCUUUGCCUGGCUUGCACCUGCCUGUCAGAUUGCAGUACCUGUGGCUUUAGGUUCAAAGACAAAACUCUGCAACUUUGUUUUAAAGGGAAUCUUCUGCAACAACUCUAUUUAUAAACUCCACUGUGUGAGUUCUGCAGCGCUGUCUGUGUAUGGCGUGAUCUCCUUAAUAAACCUCACAGUGAUCCCAGUUUUAUUCAUACUCUUCACAUACAUCAGGAUAUUUAUUUUAACAUACAAAAGUUGUGGGAAGAUCCGGAAAAAAGUUGCACAGACCUGCUUGCCUCAUCUGAUAAUUUUGCUGAAUUUUACUUUUAUGUUUACUUACGAUGUAACUAUAGUCAAACUGGAAGCUGAUUUGUCGAAUUCUGUGCGUUUGACUCUGACCUUACAGGUUAUUAUAUGCCACCCCCUCUUAAAUCCAAUUAUAUACGGAUUAAAGAUGAAAGAAAUUUCGAAAUACUUGAAGAGGCUCUUCUAUCGUGAGAAUGUGACUUAA
This is a messenger RNA of Oryzias latipes (Japanese medaka), 927 nucleotides long. RefSeq names its product olfactory receptor 6N2-like. Gene Ontology annotation, cellular component: membrane. Gene Ontology annotation, biological process: G protein-coupled receptor signaling pathway; detection of chemical stimulus involved in sensory perception of smell. Lineage: Eukaryota; Metazoa; Chordata; Actinopteri; Beloniformes; Adrianichthyidae. The record is from RefSeq and is a predicted model, not a curated record. Gene Ontology annotation, molecular function: olfactory receptor activity; odorant binding; G protein-coupled receptor activity.